Hepatospora eriocheir is the source of this 2358-nucleotide messenger RNA. Lineage: Eukaryota; Fungi; Microsporidia; Hepatosporidae. The record is from the annotation of a GenBank genome assembly.
AUGAAUCAAAAAGCAGAUGUUACAACUAAAUUAAGCUAUGAAGCGAAUAUAAAAUCAAGUAAUAAGAAAACUGUAAUACUUGAACAAGUGUAUGGAAGUGUGUGUACAGGAGAAGUAACAGGAGUAAUGGGACCAUCUGGUGCUGGUAAAUCAUCACUUUUUGACUUCCUAUCUAAACAAUAUUCUAAAACUAAAGUUAUGAAUGGAAAAAUCUUUAUUAACAAUGAAGAGAUGAGUAUUAAUUAUUUAAAUCAGCACCUUUCUUAUAAGUCACAAUUCACCCCUUCAUUGAGUAAAUUAAAAGUUAUAGAACAUAUAAAAUUCCAGCUAUGUAUGGAAAAUAUUAAAAUAACAAAAGAAACAUUAGAAUAUAUUGAUAAAACACUACUUGCUUAUGAUAUGUUAGAUAAGAAACAAUCAUUACUGAAUACGUUAUCAUCAGGAGAAAUGGAAAGAAUUAGUACAAUAUCAAGUGUAUUAUUGGGUAUGCCUUUCCAAUUGUAUGAUGAACCAUUGAGUAAUUUAGAUGUUUGUACGGCACAUAGAAUGUUAGAAGACCUUAGAAAUACAGCAAAGAACGAUAAUAAAGCUAUUGUUAUAACAAUUCAUCAACCAAAUCCAGAAACAUUAAGUUAUUUUGACAGAUUGAUGGUAUUGAGUAAACAUGGAGUAAUUUAUCAUAGUAAAACCAAAGAAUAUCCUGAAUAUUUUGAAAAGAACUUUAAUGUCUCAGUUACAACAGCUGAAGAUUUAAUAGAGCUUUGUUAUAUUAUUGAUAAUAAUGUGUUAUUAAGAGAAAAAAUUUUAGAGACCUGUAAAAAAAAUUUUAUUUUAGAACAAGAGUCUCAAAAAAAUAUUGAAUAUGAACCAUUACCAGUGCUUAGAAAAAGACCAAAAAUUAAGUUUAUGAUCUCUUAUUACUUAUUUAUAAAUCUGUGGAGAGUAUUUAAGAGUAAUUUUUCUAAUUUAAAAUUAUACUCUUUAAUUACACAAGUUAUAACAGUUUUGAUAGCAUUAGUGUCAUACUUGGUGAAUUUAUAUAUUAAAGAUGAGAAUGACAAUAUAUUUACAUUAAUUUGUUGGUGUUUUUAUGUUGCUCUACAUUAUAUUACUUUUGAUAAACCUAUUGUGGAAAAUAUAAAAGAGGAUAAAAUUUCUAAAUUUGUUAAAAAUAAUGAUCCUCUUAUGUUUAUUUAUAAUAUUAACGAUGUAUUUUUAAAGAUAGUUUUACAUGAAUUUCUUCAAAACAAAGAUUUUAGCAUAGAAGAAAUAAAAAAUUUAUCUGAAUUAGAUAAAAUUUCAAUAGCACGAUUCUUUCUACUAUUGAUAGACUCUUUUGAAAAAAUUAAAAAAAGGUUUAAAGGUAUACCAUCUAAAGAAGAUUUAUCAAGUAUAACUGUUUAUGAUUUUGUUCCAGAAACUACCAACAGUAAAGUUAAAUUAUCAAAUUUAACAAUAAAGGAUUUAAUAUUUGAAGAGACUAAGAUUUCAGAUAUUUUUGAAAAUAAGUAUUUUAAAAAGAUGAGAAAUUUUAUUAGGAAAGAACUGCCAUUAAUUGAUAUUUUUGAAAAAUUAGGAAUUGAAGAAAAUUUUAAAUUGGCUGAUUUGAAAGCACCUGAACUUUUAUUAUCUGAAUGUCGAUCACCUGAUAUCCGGUUUAUAUACAUUACUAAUUUUAUAAAUUAUUUGAAGAAUGAUAAUUUGAUUAUGGUUUUUGCAUUCUUUAUAAUUUUUAUAGUAAUAAGUUUUAUGGUUUUAAGAAUCAAUUCUUACUUUUUAGACUUAAUUGAUUUUGAUAAAAAUAUCAUUCAUACGUUAUUUUAUUACGUUAAAAAUUCUAGAAUUAAUCUUUUUGAAAUGAUAUUUUACAUGACUAUUUCAAUAGCUCCAUUUGCAUUGAUUCCAAACUUUAUUUUAUUUAUUCCCUUAUUUGGAAUUUUUUACAAUAGAUCAUUUUUAAAUCUACACCUGGUUAUUUUUAUAUCAAUUAUGUCAUUAGGUUUUACAUUGCUUAAAUCUGAAUUUUACACCAGUUUAUUUGAAUUAUUAUUUUAUAUCAAUCCUGAUGUAUUUUUACUCUUUAAGUAUUUCAAAUACUUUAUUGUUAUAACAGGAUCUUUAGUUUUUACUAAAUUUAGUUAUAAUAUUGAUGAUUACUUUACACUGAGAAACGAUUUUAAGGUAUCUGAUAUUUUUGAAAAAUGCACUUUAUUUAUAGCUGAAAUUUUAAUUAAGAGAUUGAUUUUACCCUUCAUUAUAAAAGAUUAUAAAGGUAUGUUUUUAAUGUUAAUGCCCUUCGUUCUUGAAUUUUUAAUUGCAUUCUUUAUUCUUCCUGUUUUAUUUUAUUUUAUUAUUUAA